GGGAAUAAUCCGUAUUUUAUCAAAGGCGCGACUUUAUAUUGUUCAAACCGAUUGUCUACCAGGAUUUAGGUAAAAUCUUGCUCUAAAUCCGUUACCCCCUCUAUUUCUCUCUUUUGAUUUGGUCGGGUUCAUCAAAUCCCACCCCAAUCCUGGAAGCCAAAGUCGUAGGAAGUCUCCAAUCCAAAGUCGAUAUCUGGUUCGAAUAUCCAUUAACUCUGCAAUGCGGGAGGCCGAACGUUUGGUGCUCAGGCUCGCCAUGUUCUCGCGGUUUCUCCUACUAUCUCUGAUCAUCACAUGGAGAUUUCUCUUCCCGCCCUACGAUUCUUCAGCUCAACUUAACCCUAGCUGCCUCUCAUCUUCUUCCAAUGUCGAUGAUCUCUUGCAUUUGGCGGAAGCUGGUCGAGUACUGUGGCCGAGGAUUGGGGCCUUGAUAGAGGGAAGUGUUGUGUGGGACAGUGUCUGCUUUGUCCGGAUUGCGGAGUGUGGUUAUGAGUACGAGCAAAACUAUGCUUUCCUUCCCCUCCUUCCUUUGUCUAUUUCCUUGCUCUCGGGUUCCGUUUUUGCUCCUUUGAUCCCUGUGAUUGGAUACAGAGCUGUACUGGCGCUAUCGGGUUAUGUUCUGAAUAAUAUUGCGUUUGUUCUUGCUGCCAUUUAUUUAUAUAAAUAUUCAAAGAGCCUUUAUGCGUUAUUUUUAAUUUGUGGUAUAUUCUAUCUAUUUUCUGGUUCAAAUGCUAUGGCCAUGCUCCUUCUUGCCGUGUCUGGUGCAGCUAGGUCAAAUGGAGCCAUUAAUGCUGAAUAUUUUUGCUUAAAGGAAUUGCUUCAAACUUAUGAUGCCAUCACCUAUAAAAGGAGUAUCAGUCUUGGUCUGCAGGCUAUUGUUAAUGGAGCCCUUUGCUCAGUUUGUCUGUUAGUUCCAUUUGCUGCUUUCCAAGCUUAUGGAUACUACAAUAAAUGCUUUCACGGUGCUUCAGAUGGGUUAAGACCAUGGUGUAGCUCAAGAGUACCUAAUUUGUAUGGUUAUCUUCAAAGUCACUACUGGGGUGUUGGCUUCUUGAAGUAUUUUGAAGUGAAGCAGCUGCCCAAUUUUCUUCUCGCAUCUCCCAUACUCACCAUUUCCAUUGCCUCGGUUAUUUAUUAUGCAAGUUUACUGCAGCAAAGUCUUCAUUCAUUCAGAAUUACUUCUGAUCCACAUGGGAAAGAUCAUUCUGGAGAACUUAUUUCUUCAGAUAAUAGCUCUACUUCUUUGGAGUUUAAAGGGAAUCAUGAUUUGCCAAGGAGGAAAAGUAAGAAUAAACCGAAGUCUUCUGACAAAUCUCAUUUUGUGGAGCUUGAAAUAGAUUCCUUCAUUAAAUUUAAAAAAGGAUACUGCUCAUGGCACUCUUUGUAAUGCACGUGCAGGUGGCUACAAGAGUUUUGUCUGCCAGCCCACCUAUUUACUGGUUUGCUUCAUAUUUAGUGCUCUCUCCAGGCACAACUUCA
Phalaenopsis equestris is the source of this 1479-nucleotide messenger RNA. Its product is annotated as GPI mannosyltransferase 2-like. Gene Ontology annotation, biological process: GPI anchor biosynthetic process. The transcript has 7 exons. NCBI's taxonomy places the organism in Eukaryota, Viridiplantae, Streptophyta, Magnoliopsida, Asparagales, Orchidaceae. Gene Ontology annotation, molecular function: GPI mannosyltransferase activity; alpha-1,6-mannosyltransferase activity. The record is from RefSeq and is a predicted model, not a curated record. Gene Ontology annotation, cellular component: mannosyltransferase complex; endoplasmic reticulum membrane. Bases 221 to 1387 code for a protein of 388 amino acids.